Messenger RNA from Hibiscus syriacus, 1107 nucleotides. Its product is annotated as protein CROWDED NUCLEI 4-like. Bases 61 to 1107 code for a protein of 348 amino acids. Gene Ontology annotation, biological process: nucleus organization. The record is from RefSeq and is a predicted model, not a curated record. The transcript has 4 exons. NCBI's taxonomy places the organism in Eukaryota, Viridiplantae, Streptophyta, Magnoliopsida, Malvales, Malvaceae. Gene Ontology annotation, cellular component: nucleus.
CAAUGAAUUUGUUGCUUUUACCACAUUGAAAGUCAUAAUAAUUCAGUUCCUCUCUUGUGCAUGCAGGCCAUUAUUGAGCGAGAAAUUUUUCUUAGCAAGAAAGAGAAAGAGCUACUUGUUUCUCAAGAGAAACUUGCAAACAAGGAAUCUGGUGAAUUUCGCAAGGUUAUUGCUAGUCAUGAAAAUGCAUUGAGAACCAGAAACUCUGAGUUUGAGGGCGAGCUUGAGCUCAAGCGCAAAAUGGUGGAAGAUGGGAUUGAAAUGAAGAGACGGGCAUGGGAGUUAAAGGAGAUGGAUAUAAAUCACAAGGAGGAUCAAAUUUGUGAAAGAGAACAUGAUCUUGAUGUUCGAUUGAGGAUAUUAGCAGAGAAGGAGAAGGAAGUGGCUGAGAAGUCAAAUCUCAUAGAUUUGAGUGCUUUUGAAAAAGAACUUGAGUUGAAGAAAGUCCUUUUAGAAAAAGAAAAGGAAGAGAUGAGUAAAACGAAACUAGAGCUUCAGGAGUCACUGUCGUUAUUGGAAGAUAAAAGAAACCAGGUUGAUCGCGCAAACGAGAAAUUAGAAGCCCUGAGAAGAGAUACACAUGAAUUAUUAACUUUAGAAUUGAAACUGAAGGAAGAACUUGAUAUAGUUAGGGCUCAAAAAUUGGAGCUGAUUGCUGAUGUUGAUAAGUUAAGGGUUUCAAAUCACGGUUGGAAGCAGCACGUGUUUGCGAGGAGAGAAGCAAUUUCGAAGUAUCUCAAGGAUGAGCGUGAUAGAUUGAAAUGGGAGCGCGAGCAUAACAAGGAUGUUGAAUCAUUGAAUCGUGAGAGAGAGGACUUCAUGAAAAAGAUGAGGGAGCUGGAAAAUAGUAUUGAGAAAAGCCGUGAAGAAUUGGAAAGUUCUUUGAAGGAAAGAGAGGAAGCAUUUGAGCGAGAAAAGAAAAAUCAACUUGAUCAUAUUAUUGCUCUAAAGGAAAUAACGGAGGAGGAGUUGGAACAAGCUACUUCAGAAAUGAGAAGGCUUGAUGCUGAGCGGUUAGAAAUCAAGUUGGACCGUGAGAGAAGGGAACGUGAAUGGGCUGAGUUGAACAAGUCUAUUGAGGAGGUUAUGUGCAAAGACACAAAUUGA